Messenger RNA from Penicillium macrosclerotiorum, 858 nucleotides. RefSeq names its product class II aldolase/adducin family protein. Gene Ontology annotation, molecular function: actin filament binding. Lineage: Eukaryota; Fungi; Ascomycota; Eurotiomycetes; Eurotiales; Aspergillaceae. Bases 1 to 858 code for a protein of 285 amino acids. Gene Ontology annotation, cellular component: cytoskeleton. The transcript is spliced from 3 exons. The record is from RefSeq and is a predicted model, not a curated record.
AUGGCGCCUUCUGCUAAGGUCCUGCUCAAUGAAGAUCAUACCAAUGCUGUUUCUGGCGCCCUUGGGCUAGCCAAAAAUGGCAGGAAGCUCAAAAUUCGGUCAUACCCCAAGUUCGACACUUUAGUCGAGGAGCGGGAUUAUAGAAAGCAGCAUCUCGCCGCAGCAUUCCGCAUUUUCGCCGACAGAGGGUUUGACGAGGGUGUUGCGGGGCAUAUUUCAGUUCGAGAUCCGAUUUUGACCGACCAUUUUUGGCUCAAUCCGUUAUCAAUGCACUUUGCUCUUAUCAAAGUUUCAGAUUUAAUUUUAGUAAAUGAAGACGGAGAGGUUGUUGAGGGUGACGAGCCUAUCAAUGCAGCUGCCUUCGCAAUCCACUCGGAGAUCCAUAAGGCCCGACCCGAAGUUAAUGCUGCUUGUCACGCACAUUCAGUUCAUGGGAAGGCCUUCAGUGCUUUUGGUCGAGAACUUGAUAUGAUAACUCAAGACGCACUCCGUUUUUACAAGAAUCACGCCGUAUACUCAGAAUUUGGGGGCGUGGUACUCGAUCGAGAGGAAGGAAAGCGAAUCGCAAAAGCACUCGGUAAUGGAAAAGCUGCAAUAUUACAAAAUCACGGUCUCCUUACUGUCGGUGGAAGUAUUGAUGAGGCUGCAUUUUGGUUUAUAAGCUUGGAUAAAACUUGCCAUGCACAGCUUCUCGUCGACGCAGCCGAAAAAGGAAGUACCCACCAAAGGAAGAUUAUCAAUGAUGAAGAGGCUGAGUUUACAUCAAGACAAGUCGGGAGUCCGGAGAAAGGAUGGCUUGCUUUUCAACCUUAUUAUGAUGAGAUCGUUGCCAAGACGAACGGUGCAUUUUUACAUUAA